AUGAAAGAGAUUGAAAUUAUAGAAGGAAAUAAAACCAAACAUUUAAUAUUCAAUAAUUUUAAAGAAAAUUUGGGACAAUUAAAGUAUUCAGAUAAUAGUAAAUGCUAUGAAGAACUCCAUAUAGAUUCCAACUCAAACCUAUUAGCAAUUUCAAAUAAAUUUGGGUUAUUAUUUAUGAUCUCACCAACACAAUCAAGAGAUUUAAUAGUUUUCUCAAUCAAUGAACUUUUAGACAAUAUUCAAAAUAGCAAAAUAGAAAAUAGUUUCACCUCAACACUCAUCAAAAAUCAAAUUACAGUACCAAACAUCAUUACAACCAACGGUGAUAAUUUAAGCACAGUUAAGCUUGUUGUUUCAAAUACCAAUAGUUAUUUAUCUAUUUCUUUUGGAAAAGUAAUUAAAAUCUAUUCAAUUUUAGACUUUAUAUCAAGUGGUUUGAAAAAUUUUAAACUUGUUUUGGAAAUUAAAGAUAAUUUUGAUGGGCCAUUAUACUCUUGUCAAUGGAACUAUAAUGACGAAUAUAUCGCCGUUACAACAUCAAGCUCCCUAUAUAUAGUAAAUAUUUCAAGGAGAUGUAUUAAUAAAAUCAAAACAAAUGAUUCAGUUUUAGAUGCAUGUUGGGAUCCAAAAAAUCCAAAUCAAUUAUUUGUUGGUAUCGAAGGUGACGUUUUAUUAAUUGAUAAAAGCAACCCAUCCAGACCCAUUAAAAUUUUUAAAAAUGCAAUUGGUGAUGAUUAUAAAGUAUCAACAAUUAAUUUAGUUUUGGAUAAAUAUAUUUUUGUUCAAUAUUUUAAAGUUGAACAAGACGAAUUCGAAGAUUCAGAUUUAUAUAUUUUUAAUAUUGACAACGAAUCGGUCGAAUCAUUUCCAUUACCAUUCUUCCCAUUAUCAAAUUUCCAAACUGCAGUCUAUACAAGUUCAUACAUCAGACAAUGGAAUAUCGUUAUAUUAGCAUCAAACAAAGGUGCAGGUCCAGAAAUUUUUCAUUAUAAUAAUGGUCAAUGGGAAAACUACUUACAAGCAGACUCUGAUAGAGUAACAAUUGAUCCACCAAUUGUUGGUAUGUCAUUAGUAACAUGUUAUAACACUCCACCUAAAAACAUUGAUAAGGUUACUGAGGAUGCUAGCUACCCACCUGUUCCAAUUUUAUUAUUAUUAUUAGAAAAUGGCUCAUUACAAAUUUCAAACUUUUUCAAUACAAAAUCUAAAGGUCAACCAAUUAUUCAAGGACCACAAAUACCAUCCGAACCAUCUCAACCAUCUGUCUUGAAAGACGCUCCAUCAUACCUAGUAUACCCACCUCUACAAGGAGCUCCUUUAGAGACCCCUUCAUUUUUCCCAUCGGGUCCCACUAUUGGUAUAUUGGGUACUCAACAACCAACUAUUGGAAAUAUAACACCAAUCAAAGUAUCUGCAUCCUCACGCUUGGGUGCCACUAGUGGUUUAUUUGGUAAUCAACAACCAACUAUUGGAAAUAUAACACCAAUCAAAACAUCUGCAUCCUCACUCUUGGGUGCCACUAGUGGUUUAUUUGGUAAUCAACAACAGCCAUUACAACAACCACAACAACCAUCAAUUAAAAAAUCAGCAACAUUAGCAAACCUAUCUCAAUCAAAUUCAAUAGAUACAUAUUCACCAACUUUAAGAAACUGUAUUGAAAAAUAUGAAAACACAAGUAUUUAUAAUUCAAAGACACCAAUUUCACAACAAAUUAAAAAGAAUUUAAAGUCAAUCGAAAAAUACUAUCAAAGUAUUAGAGAUAGCUCGAUCGUUGGUAAUAAAGUACUUGAUUCGGUUAAAGAAGGAUAUUUGGAAAAUCAUCAAAUUGAUAUGAUUGAAGAAUUUCAAGAUAUUAUUGGCCAAUUAGAAAAUCAAACCAAAAAGAAUGAAGACCAAGGCUCAGUAUUAAACUCUCAAGUAUUGAAAUACUAUUCCUUAUCUUUGAAUUUAGAAAGCUAUUUAAAAGAUUCAAGCAAAAAGAACUAUCAAGACUUACUUGCUAAUAGAAAACUAGAUCCAUCAACAUUAGAGCUCAGAGACAAAUUAAUGAAAUCCUAUAAUGACUUGUCAAUGGGUGUCCAAAAUGUUGAAACCCAUUUCAAAGUCUUAGAACAACAGCAAAAAGACCAACCAUCCAACUCCCAAAACGGCGAAUCUCACAACUCUAUCAAUUUAAUUUACCAAUCAUUAGCAAAUAUCUCCCAAACUGAAAACUCACUUAAAAACAAGAUCGAAAAUAUAGAAAAGAAAUUCAAUAAGAUCAACUUGAACAAAGAAAAAAAAGAAAAAUUAAAUGAUACAAUCGAUCUCACCCAAUACACAGAGUAUCAACUUUCAAAACUAUCAUUGGAUACCGUAAGCAAUGGUAAAGUAGCAACUGCUAGACAACCAGCCGAAAACUAUCGUCACGAAGUAAACGUUGUCAAAUCAAAUGGUUAUAAAAAUUUAAUAUCAAUUUUAAAGAGAAAAUCAAAUCAAACCAUUAAACCACAGUCACCAGAUUUUACAAGAUUUUUCAAGAGCGAAGAUAUUGAAGAGCUCGAAUCGGAUGAAGAUGACUAUAAUGAUGAAUCAUUAAAUAAAUCAUCAUUUGGCAGUAAAAACAAUUCUUUUUCAAACUCAUCAUUCAAAUUUAACUCAAAUAUUACUCCAGUUAAAUCAAACAGCUCCUCCACUAGCUCAACCCCACACAAACCAUUCCCAACAACAAUUAGUUUUAGUGCUGAUAAAUUUUCAGAAUAUGACGAGGAGGAUGAUGAAGACUAUGAAGAUUAUGAAGAUGAAGAAGAAGAAGAAGAAGAAGAGUAUGAUGAAGAACAAGAGAUAUACGACUCUGAAGAGGAAGAAGACUACUCUACUUCAAAUAUUAAUAAUAUUUCAAAUAACAAACCAAUUAUGAACCCAUCAAUAUUUGGUAAUGCCACUGCACCACCAGGUCCAUUUGGUAACAACUCUUUCAAGUCAAACAACUCACCAUUUGGUACCAAUGUCCCCACCCCAUCUUUCCCAAAUAGCUUAUCAACCUCACCACUAACUAUUGCCUCACCAUCACCAUUAACAAGCUCUCCUGCAUUUAUGCCAAAUUUAGAAAAAGAAAGAUUAGAGAAAGAAAAACAAGAAAAAGAAAGAUCAGAAAAAGAAAAACAAGAAAAAGAAAGAUUAGAAAAAGAAAAAUUAGAAAAGGAGAGAUUAGAAAAAGAAAAAGAAAGACUAGAAAAAGAAAAACAAGAAAAGGAAAGAUUAGAAAAAGAGGCUAGAGAUAAAGCUGAAAAAGAAAGAUUAGAAAAAGAAGCUAGGGACAAAGCUGAAAAAGAAAGAUUGGAGAAAGAGGCCAAAGAAAAAGCUGAAAAAGAAAAAUUAGAAAAAGAAGCAAAAGAAAAAGCCGAGAAAGAAAGAUUGGAAAAAGAAGCAAGAGAAAAGGCUGAAAAAGAAAGAUUAGAAAAUGAAGCAAAAGAAAAAGCUGAAAAAGAAAAAUUAGAAAAAGAAGCCAGAGAUACUUUUACCAAUGGCUUUGGUGGUUUGGGCUCUACACCCACCACAACCCCUGGAACCUCACCAUUUGGCACAAAUAGUGCCUCUACAAUCCCACCAUUCGGUACAGCAAAUCAAACAUCAACCCCAUCCAAUACCUCAAUUUUCAGCGGAAAUGCAUUUAAACCUGCUGCCACAUCUGUAUUUGGUUCAUCAACAUCUUCACCUCCUUCAAGUACCUCUGUUUUUGGUCAACCAUCAUCAUCGGUAUCACCAUUUGGUCAAACUAGUGUUUUUGGUAAUAACUCUGGUGGUUCUGUAUUUGGUCAAUCUCAAUCCACAAGUGGAUCUGUUUUUGGUAAUAACCCAUCCUCAUCCACAGGUGGCUCAGUAUUUGGCAGUAACUCAUCUCCAUCCACAGGUGGCUCAGUAUUUGGUAGUAACUCAUCCUCAUCUACAGGUGGCUCAGUAUUUGGUAGCUCAUCCAACCCAGCAUCAGCAUUUGGACAAACACAAAAUACCUCAUCCUCACCAACCUCUAGUACAACACCAUUUGGUGCUACCUCUCAAAAUACAUCAGCAUUUGCAAGAACAAGUGUAUUUGGAGGCGGUACAACCAGUGGUAGUGUUUUUGGCAGUUCAAAUAAUAGUAGCGGAACAUUUGGUAAUUCAUCAGCAUUUGGAGGCGCCUCAACAGCACCAACAACCUCUGCAUUUGGUCAAGCAUCAUCAAAUCAAAGUGUAUUCGGUUCCACUAGUGCAUUCGGUGGAACUAACGCAGCAGCAGGCGGUUCAGUAUUCGGACAAUCUUCAACACCAUUUGGAGGUGGCUCAGUAUUUGGUGGAGGUGGUCAAACUAAUAAUGGCUCGGUAUUUGGUGGAGGUGGCCAAACUAAUAAUAAUGGUUCAGUAUUUGGUCAAUCAUCAUCAAAUUCAAGUGUUUUUGGAUCCUUUGGUAAUACAAACCAACCAGCUUUUGGUGGCAAUCAAUGGGGCAAAUAA
This is a messenger RNA of Dictyostelium purpureum, 4473 nucleotides long. RefSeq lists its product as uncharacterized. Lineage: Eukaryota; Evosea; Eumycetozoa; Dictyosteliales; Dictyosteliaceae. The transcript is spliced from 5 exons. The coding region runs from base 1 to 4473 and encodes 1490 amino acids. The record is from RefSeq and is a predicted model, not a curated record. Gene Ontology annotation, molecular function: microtubule binding.